CAGCUCUACACUAUAAAUCUCUCCGAUCUCUCUCUCUGCUCAAACUCAUCAACUGCUUAUAACCUUUAGCCAACAAAAAUGGCAGCCCUCACUGUGAGAAAACACCUACUGACCAUCAUCGUUGCCGGAAUCCUGGCCUGUACCGCUCCAGCCGCCGUGGUGGGCCAAAACUGCAGUUGCUCCUCGGGGCUGUGCUGCAGCAGGUGGGGGUACUGCGGCAGCGGCGACGACUACUGCGGCGCCGGCUGCCAAGAGGGGCCUUGCUAUGCUUCGGCCCCCACCAACGACGUCUCCGUCGCCGACAUCGUGACGCAAGAAUUUUUCGAUGGCAUCAUUGGGCAGGCCGACGCAGGGUGCGAGGGGAAGGGUUUCUACACCCGAGCAAAAUUUCUCGAGGCUCUCGACUCGUACCCCCGGUUCGGCCGGGUAGGUUCGGUUAAUGAUUCCAAGCGCGAGGUUGCGGCUUUCUUCGGACAGGUUACGCAUGAAACCGGACAUUUUUGUUACAUAGAAGAGAUAAAUGGCAGCACAAGAGACUAUUGCGACGAGAACAACACUCAGUAUCCAUGUGUCUCUGGCAAGAAUUACUACGGUCGAGGCCCCAUUCAAUUGUCCUGGAAUUUCAAUUACGGUCCAGCCGGAGAAAGCAUUGGAUUUGACGGAUUGGGCUCUCCAGAAACUGUUGCUACCGACGCACUCGUGUCGUUCAAGACUGCGCUAUGGUACUGGAUGAACUUCGUUCACUCCGUCCUCAGCCAAGGCUUCGGGGCAACGACUCGAGCAAUCAACGGUGCGCUCGAGUGCAAUGGUGGCAACACUGUUGCCGUUAAUGCCCGAGUGAGGUACUACACUGAGUACUGUAACCAACUCGGUGUUUCUCCGGGGGGCAAUCUCACUUGCUAGAGAAAAAUUCUUGGAGUUCAUGAGAUUCACCAAAUAAACAAUAGUGAUGACAAUUGUAGGUUUCAGAUUUUUGUGAGGUGAAACUCGCAGCAUGUGUAAUGCAUGAUAGAAGGGAACUCGACAAUUAAUUCUUAAAAUUUAUGAUGUAGCUUAAUUUGUCAAGGAUUUGUUUGUUUUAAAUAUGUUAAUGUAUGAUGUGUAUCGAAAAAUAACUAUAUAAAAACAUGAAUUAAUAAUAUGGAGAACCCUAUUUCUCAAGGUU
Malania oleifera is the source of this 1165-nucleotide messenger RNA. Its product is annotated as endochitinase EP3-like. The record is from RefSeq and is a predicted model, not a curated record. The transcript has 2 exons. The coding region runs from base 79 to 903 and encodes 274 amino acids. Gene Ontology annotation, biological process: cell wall macromolecule catabolic process; chitin catabolic process; carbohydrate metabolic process. Gene Ontology annotation, molecular function: chitin binding; chitinase activity. Lineage: Eukaryota; Viridiplantae; Streptophyta; Magnoliopsida; Santalales; Ximeniaceae.